AUGGAAACUAUAAAAACAUUUAUAAGCAAAACUGGUGGAAUCAAAAAAGCAUACAGAGAGUUGAGAAAUUCGAAGGAUUGGAUUGUUAAAAUGAAAAAUGACAGUGGAAAAUGGAAUCAUCGUAGAACAGGAAUAUUGGAUAUAGCAACAUCUUAUUACAAAAGACUGUACGAAAGUAACACAACAGAAGACGAAACUCAUAACGACGACGACGACGACGCUACCUCAUAA
Molecule: messenger RNA, 231 nt
Organism: Parnassius apollo (apollo)
Lineage: Eukaryota; Metazoa; Arthropoda; Insecta; Lepidoptera; Papilionidae
Source: the annotation of a GenBank genome assembly